Molecule: messenger RNA, 360 nt
Organism: Fulvia fulva
Lineage: Eukaryota; Fungi; Ascomycota; Dothideomycetes; Mycosphaerellales; Mycosphaerellaceae
Product: NADH dehydrogenase [ubiquinone] 1 alpha subcomplex subunit 13
Exons: 3
Coding region: 1-360 (119 amino acids)
Source: RefSeq, a predicted model, not a curated record
AUGCCUCAGGAUAUGCCGCCCACGGGCGGCUACGAGCCAGUCCAAUACCGCCGAAAUCUGCCAGUCCGUGGCUUCAGACCUGCCUGGUACCUUGCGGCAGUCGCGGGAGUGAUGACAUAUGGUUUCUACAGAGUCGGGCAGGGCAUUAGAGAGCACAACGAACUUGCACGAGAGAAAAUGUGGUCGCGAAUCUACCUUAUCCCACUACUACAAGCCGAGGAGGACCGCGACGCAGUACGGAGGCACUACGCACGGGAGAAGAUGGAGCAGGAACUGCUUGGAAAGACUGCACCAGUAUACAACAAGGAUGUUUUCGUGCGACCGACAUACGCAGUAACACCGGCCAAUGUAACGAAGUAG